CCACAGUGUAAUCUACGUAUGAUUCUACUUUACUACCUCUUCAUAAACACUCAGUAACUACUGAGUGCUUUACGGGCAUGCGGUCGGCCGCGCGCCUCAGUAUCCUCGAGACUGCGCAUCAAGCUUGAAAGCAUAAUGCGCGCUCUCGUGUUCCCUCGGAUGUGUGUUUACUCGGUCUCCUCUCUCCACCCCUGAAAUGAGAGAAGUACGGAGUGGAAGGGACAUCGUUUUAGAAGAAACCCUGCAAGAACGGACAGCCUAAAAUAUCGAGUGAGGCGAAGGCAGCGCGCGAAGAGUUAAGGUGUAGGUCCAGCGGCGCGAGGAUAAAUUGAUUCUACAUCAAGGUCAAUUAUAUCUGCACUAUAAAAAAAUAAAGAAACUCUUGAGGAUGGAGCAGGCAUACGGGGCUGGCAAGGCUGGCGGCACCUUCGAUCCAAUCACGUUCUUUCAGCAACCGCAGACUAUUCUUCGAAUAGUGUCAUGGGUCUUCUCCAUUGUGAUCUUUGGAUGCAUUGCUAACGAGGGUUACGUGAAUCGUCCAGAGGAGGUGGAGGAGUUCUGCAUCUUUAACAGGAACCAGAAUGCCUGUAACUAUGGUGUGGGGAUGGGUGCACUGGCCUUCCUCUGUUGUGCCGCAUUUAUGGCACUGGACGUCUACUUUCCUCAAAUAACCAGUGUCAAAGAUCGCAAGAAGGCUGUGUUGGCUGAUAUUGGUGUUUCAGCAUUCUGGUCUGUCAUGUGGUUUGUGGGAUUCUGUUUGCUGGCCAAUCAGUGGCAGGUGGCCAAACCAGAGGAUAACCCACUCAAAGAGGGCGGAGACGCUGCCAGAGCAGCCAUCACCUUCUCCUUCUUCUCCAUAUUCACUUGGGCUGGUCAAGCUUUCUUCGGAUUCCAAAGGUACAAGCUAGGUGCAAGCUCCUCCCUCUUCUCACAGGACUAUAUUGAUCCCAGCCAGGAUCCUGCAGCGGCACCCCCUGCAGGCAUGGAAUACACUGAAUACAACACUGACAUGGAGGCUAAUUAUGAUGGCUCUGGUGGAUACCAGAACCAAGACUAUUGAGGUCAGGUGUAAGGAUGCACGCCACAGCCUAGCAAGCUAGGCUGGCGGGGUUAAAUCGGGGAAACAUUUGGGGUGAAAAAGACAAACUUAACAUUGGUACUUUAUUUUGGGGGCUCUGGGAGGAUUUGGGCGACCAAAGCAGAGUGAUGCGAAUUUGUUGUGGUUUAGAGACAGAAAAUAAGGGGAUUGUUUGGUGCUAAUACCCCUUGUGGAAUUUGCUGUGAGACUGAAGGAAGAAUUUGCUGUUAAUCUGGUCACAAGACAUGAUCAAUGAUUCUUUCAUUGGGUCUAAAGUGAUUUGAAAUUUUACAGUUUAGGGGCAAGGUCUUAAGAAUCUAAAUUGUGUGCCCCAAGAAUUUUUGCCUUCAGUUUUGGGGUUAUCAUCUAGGGGGAUAAUCUAGAUUAUUGGUCAGUAGAAGUUUUAUGUUCACCCUGACCAAACUUCACUAAUUUAUGAAUCAAUUUAGUACACUAUGUAAUAUCUACAUUUGUUAAAAGACAUCUUUUACUAAAUAUAUAGUAAAUUAUCUCUAACAUAGUCAAAGAAAUUGACUAGCUUAGCACUGGCAAUACCUGUGACAAAACCUGACCAAGCUAAAUUAUUCUAAAGACCGUGGUGUCUUCUUGUUGGUAAUGUGUACGUGCUUCAAUAGAAGGUGACCUUAACCCUUUGACUUCUGACUGGAACAGAUCUGUCUACUUUAUUAAUAGCUCUCUGCUGCGAUUUUGUCACUCUCUAAAGAUUCUGAAAGAUACUUAGAAUUAAUGUCAUGUAAUACAGAAAGUGAAAGAAAAAAGUGAGUAUACUGAAAGUGAAGUGUGAUGAGAGGAAUGAGUUGCAAGUUUUUAAAAACAAUGUACAGUUGGAGUAAGUAGCAAAUAUGUGAUAGCAUUAUUUAAGACCUGUUUCUUUAAAAGGUAUUGCCCUGUUUACAGAAAGGCAACAGUCCACAAGGAUGUGCAGUGGCCCCAAAAAGUAUUUGGACACUAAAGCCACACUUAACAUGUAUGAAUGUCAUUGCAUUAGAUUGCAAAAUAUCAAACCAAUAUCAUUUAUUUUAAUGCAAACUUAAAGUAAAACAUUCCACAGAAAUGCUUAGUUUUUUAGCUUUUACAUUAUAAAACAGUAGAUAUAGUGUAUUGAAGCACUUUCAGGUUUACAAAUUUGGUGGAGCAUGUCAGUAGUAAAUGUGAUGAACUACACCUGUGGUUACUUAGCUAGAAUGCCUGUGUAAACUUGAUGGGAACUUCAUAAAACCACCACCUUUUAUCCACCUCAGUUUGGUUAAAAGCAAUUGCCAAAAUGGCUCAGGAAAGUUAGUUCUGAGAAAAGGUCUAUCAUCAUUUGUUUGCAGAUGCAUCUUGGUUUGAUUUUUUUCUUUUUCUGUGCAAUGGAAUUAAUACAUUUAAGUGUGGCUUAUGUGUCCAAAUACUUUUGAGGCUACAUGUGAUUAUACAUGUUUUCAUAUGAUUACAUUGACAUUGUUGUUAAUAUCAUUUAAUCAUGAAUGUAAUUAUGUGUGGUGCACCACCGAAAUUUAUGAAACCUUGAACACAUUUUCUUGGUAACACUUUACAUUAACAUUCCCUUUGAUAAGGUUUUAUAAUGGGGUUUAUUAAUGACACAAGUCAUUUACAAAUGCAUUAUAAAUCAUUAAUGUGCAGUUAUAACAGCAUGAAUAAAAAGGGCAACUGUCAUGCAAUACUUGCCAAAUAGUGAGCAAACAUCAAAAACAUAAAAUGCCCUAAUUCAUGAUUUAUGUCACAAUGUAGCAACAAUAGACCAUUAUAGUGUGAAUGGAUGGAGGGAUUGUGUCAUUUCUCUACAGUCUCCUUUGUGUUUUUUAGUCAUUACUGUAAUGUCUUGACUCACUUGUGUUGUAACUUUCCUUGUCACAUUAAGGUUAAAACAAAAGGUAUUGAAAAAGUCACCUUUUUAUGCAUGUUGAUAUAACCACAAAUAAAUUAUUUAUAAUGCAUUUGUACAUUAAUUAUUAGUCAUUGUUUAACCCCGUUAUAAAAGGAACCUAAAUGUGAAGUGGUACCAUUUUCUUAGUAUGAGAGGGAAUAUGUGGCCAGUUUAUUUAACCAACAGAGACAAGCACUUAGCUUCAAGGCAAAUAAAUUUACCAAAUCAGACCUAAAGGACUUGCCCUAUGUUUAAAAAAUGUUUGUAUGGGGGUAAAAAAGAAGCAUGACAGUUUAAGAACCCUACUGAACACCCUUGUCUAGUAACUUCUAAUCAAGAGUUUUCAAAUUUGUGCUAAUGACCAUGGCAGCAUGGGAAUCCAGCCAGAACACUGCUCUAAUAUCCCCACACUGAUGCCUCAAUUGAUGGGAAUUUUUGCUAUGAAGAACAGAGUAAUAGACGUUUAGUUUCAUUGCUAAAUUACAGUGUCAAAUCUUUGGGGCAAAUGAUCAUUUCGUGAUAAUCUAUUACUUGUGAAAAUAUUAUUCAUCAUUAUGUUUAACAAGGUCCUUUGCAGCACCCUUAAAAUAGUGUUCCCUGGCCUUCUUUUUUAGCAUUGUUUUGGGAAAAUACAGUCAAAUGUUACUUUUGAUCACAGUUACUGUAAUAACUCUUGCACUAGUAGAGCAGCAGGGUUAUAGGUUACAGAUAAACCCCACUGAGUGUUUUUGUUUGGAAAAUCAUCAUAUUGUGUAUAUGAAUGUAUAAAACCAGCAUAUUUAUAUUUAAUGACAAACAUGUAAUAUAAUUACACAAAGAUAUUAUUAUAAGUAAACAAAAAAUAUCUUUAUAAAUUUAUUACAAAAUAAUUGUUGAAAAUGAAACAUAGUAACAUUAAUAUUAAUUGUGUAUUUUGCAUUUAAAGAUGGUAGAAUCAUAUUUACCCUUUCUCUGUUUAGGAAGUGACAUUAUUUCUGAAUCUGGAAAUUUUAUUUUCUCUAAUCUCUGUUGAUACUCUUUUAAAGGAAAGCUACAAUACAAUCAGCAUAUUAUAUUUGGUGUAUCAGAUGUGUUAUUAUAUACUGUAUAUGUGCAGUUAUGGAGCAGGAUAGAAAAUAGUGUAUAUUAUUUUGAUGUGGUGACUUGAUUAAUCACUAGGUUAAAAUGGGUCAGUGUGUUGUGUCCCGUCUUGUAUGUUGCUUGUCUGAUAAGAUGUCUGAUAUAAAUGACAAUAAAAGACAACUGACUGGUG
This is a messenger RNA of Myxocyprinus asiaticus (Chinese sucker), 4221 nucleotides long. RefSeq names its product synaptogyrin-1-like. Gene Ontology annotation, cellular component: synaptic vesicle membrane; neuromuscular junction. The transcript is spliced from 4 exons. The coding region runs from base 389 to 1060 and encodes 223 amino acids. The record is from RefSeq and is a predicted model, not a curated record. NCBI's taxonomy places the organism in Eukaryota, Metazoa, Chordata, Actinopteri, Cypriniformes, Catostomidae.